GCUGUUUGUCAACAGUGAAGUAGCGCUGCUGCCGUUACAUCUUCAUGAACUUUAACCGCGAUUAUUAUUAAAAAUAGAUGAUUUUACCAUUUCAACAAGUUGAUAAAGUCACCACUGGGACCAUUUUUGCGAGAAUGCCGAAGGAUCCUCCCCUUUCGGGGGUGAAUGUAGUGCUGGUUAUGGCCUACGGAACUCUGGUGUUUGUGUUGCUGUUUAUUUUUGUGAAGAGACAGAUCGUGCGUUUUGCUAUGAAAUCCCGCAGAGGACCUCAUGUUCCACUGGGUCACAAUGCCCCAAAGGAGCUCAAAGAAGAGAUUGAUACUCGUCUGUAUAAAGUAAACGACAUCUGCUAUGAGCCACGUUUGCUCUCACAGGAGGAUGACAGACUUAAAUAUCGGGGGCAAAACGGAUGUUAUAAUUACUUGUACAGAAUGCAAGCUCUGGAUGCCAUUAGAGACUCUGGUAUUGUUUCUCCUGAGUUGGGUCGGACUCCCAGUGCUUUGACGGGCCGGCGCUACAGGAACUGGCUGCUGGAGCUGCGGAACUCACACUCAUUGAUAAAGAGUAGCCACAGCAGCCUCAUUGACCGCUUGCUGGAGGGCUAUGAUAGUGCCCGCCAUGGCACCGGGGUGUUUGGCGAGGCUGAAUUUCUUCAAUACAGAGAAGACCUGGGUAAUCUGGCUGAAAUUGUAAAGAUACAUUCAAGCUCCAGCAGCCUGAACCUGCAGCACCAAUCAGCAGCUAAAGAUCUCACCAGUUCGCCCAGUCCAUCCUCCGCCUCCACCAUCCAGGUGACGUACCUGCCAUCCUCAGGUCAGCGCAGCAAGAGACCCAAACACUUUUUGGAACUCAAGAACUUCAAGGACAACUACAACACACUGGAGAGUACUCUAUAGGAUUUAGGUUCUUCUGGCCAAUCACUGGUAUUGUAAUCACGGAGAAGCCACAGUCCAUUUCUUCUGGUAUGGAGUGGUGCAGUGAGCUCCUCAGAAUGGGAUUCUAAAGACUCUGAAGCUAUUAAACCUCAAAGGUUUUUACAGUAUAAAGACAGUCACAAAGCACAGAACAGAAUCAAUGAUUGUAUGAAGGUCCAGACAGACCAAUAAGAUCCAAAUCUUGCAUACAUCACUGAAAGGUCCACUCUGUGAAAUACAGCAUAAAAAGAGCUGACGGUUUUAAUUCUGUUGGGUAAAAUCUGGUCAGUGUUUUGGACAAAGUAUUUUGGAAAAGUCACUGCCACCAUUUCUCAGCAUUCCUCUGUUAAACCUGCCUAUAGAAACUGCUGAAGAUGUAAAGAGAUUAUAUGACCUGUUUGAACAAAAAAGUGACCGAAAUGUCCAGGCACAAGAAAUGAGACGGGAAAGCUCUGAAGAGUCACUUUAAUGCCUAUCCUAAAUAACAACAAGGUUGCUUUACACACUGACUGUACUUUUCUGUAGCAUUUGGUACUCAAUUAUCAGGGCACUGGUGGCUCAGUGGUUAAGGUACUGGACUUGUGAUCAGCCCCACCACCACCACCAUGUUGCCACUGUUGGGCCCCUGUGCAAGGCCCUUAAUUUCUUGCAUUGUAUACUGUUACAGUUGUAAGUCGCUUUCAAUAAAAGCGUCUGCUAAAUGCCAUAAA
Molecule: messenger RNA, 1624 nt
Organism: Trichomycterus rosablanca
Lineage: Eukaryota; Metazoa; Chordata; Actinopteri; Siluriformes; Trichomycteridae
Gene: ltap1
Product: chromosome 3 C1orf43 homolog
Exons: 7
Coding region: 78-896 (272 amino acids)
Biological process (GO): phagocytosis
Source: RefSeq, a predicted model, not a curated record